Macroventuria anomochaeta is the source of this 1530-nucleotide messenger RNA. RefSeq lists its product as uncharacterized. The record is from RefSeq and is a predicted model, not a curated record. The transcript is spliced from 2 exons. Lineage: Eukaryota; Fungi; Ascomycota; Dothideomycetes; Pleosporales; Didymellaceae. Bases 435 to 1202 code for a protein of 255 amino acids.
CUCGCUAUAGUCACGAAGCCACCAGCAUACACCAAGCCCGUCACUCGACGAGUUCUCGUGCAAAGUACAGCCUUGCCAUCAAACAUGAGCUUCGAUCCGCUCUCUGCCACGCUGGCAUAUCUUGUCGUUCCUAAUCGAUGAAGUAAUCUUCACAAAGCUCAUAAGACUUUCUCACUCUCAUCGUUCACUCUUCUUCUAUCUCAUGAGAGCUGAAACAUGAUGUGUUCUGUGGUUUCUUUCGCUAGUGCUUGUUCACCUUCAUCCCUCCUCGUCACCUUCAUCUAUCAUUGUCCCUCCCAAACGCUGCUCAUAAAGUCAGGUAUACAUACAGUCCCUCCCUUACUACAAUUCGACACACUCUUUUCCUCAGCCCAGCUAUCUAGCAUGGAAAUCACACUCUCUUGACCAACUCCACAAGUCAUUCGUUCGCCAAGAUGGCAGCACAGAAGUCAUCCCGACGAGCCCGUCCGUCGAAACCGCAAGCAAGGCCACGAUCACCUAGCCGAGUAGUCAAACGGAAGCUUUCAUCAUCAGGCCUCAAGUGCAGGGAUGGUCUACUCAACACCACAAUUCCUCUGCGGUCUGGGCAGAUGCAAAUUGCCAGACGCAAUUAUGUAGAGUCACCCCUCCUGCACCUACCCGGUGAACUGCGUGACAAGAUAUGGAGGUACGCUCUGGGCGAGCACCAAGUGGAUAUACAAGACUUGAGCCACGAAGAGCCAAUCAACUCGAUCUACGACAUCAGAACGUUAUAUCCGGACACGCUUUGCCCACCUGGCUACGUACGCCCGACAUUUCAACUUCCCAAAGUAUGUCGGCAGAUCUACGUUGAAGCGUCACCCUACGUUUACUCUCUGAAUACUUUCGCGUUCCAUAGUAUGGCAACGCUCGAUCGCUGGAUCAAGAGCCGCUGUGUCGGACAGAAGCGUCUUAUCGCGUCGCUAGACAUCCCGCGUACGUACAUGCGAAUGUACCGCACCGGCUUCCGAAGAAGCUUCAGAUCGAAGUUCCCCAACAUCAGUCGUCUUGGCGUGGACAAUUGGACACUAUUUUGCGACUACGACCAGAUUCGACGCCUGCCGGAGAACAAGGGCAAGGGAGCAAUUGAUAUGUGGGUCGAGGCCAAGGCCAACAUUAUUACGGAGAUCCAGGAGAAGGAAGGUCAGGGUAUGAGCAUCGAUUGGCACGGCAACUCGGCGUGAAGCACAUUCGAGCUCUGGCAAUAACUGUACAGGGCUCAGGUCGGCUUAUCUCGCGAUUACACAGAGGCGAAGCCGCGCAUUGCACCCUACUUUUGUUGAGUUUCAUUCUACUCUCUCGUCGAUUCGGACCACAUCGCUUGAGCAUAAGAGUUGGCAGCCUCACGCGUUUUCGGAUUUGAUGGACGAUGUACCAUAUCAUUGCUGGGUUCUCGCUGCGUACCUCAUGCCCAUUUCCAGCGUUUCUGGGGAGCAAGAUUAGAGAUCACUUGCUGCGCGUAGCCCUCGUUUGCUUUGUGCUGGUUUCCUGCGUGGAAGUCUCCCGCAGUUG